CGCCACAUAUUGUGUGCACCAAAUUUCCAGCAAUUUAAAAUAAGAAAAUACUUUGGAUCUAAAUUUUGUAGAAAAAUUUUGCUACAUUGUAAACGUAAUAGUCGAUUUUGCUCCAAAGACACCGGUGUUAAGUGCAUUAUUAACGCAUCGGAAAAUAACAUACGCCUACACUACGAAUUAUUUGAGAUUUUUGGCAACCCGGCAUUGCGUCGUCUGUUGUUCUGCUCUUUUUUUAAGCGGCUUCGUCGCGUGAACAUUGUGUGAAAAGAGUAGUGUGUGGUGUUUUUGAGAAUCGUCUUUUUAAAACACAUUUUGUGAAAACUGCGAAAUCAAAAAUGGCUGCGGACCAGGCACACUUCCAAAACCUUCUCAACUCCUUGUUGUCCAUGGACAAUGAAGUUCGCAAACAGGCAGAGGAUACGUACAACAAUCUGUCGCGGGACUUGAAGGUAACACAUUUGCUGGGCAACCUUCACAAUGGUCAACAAUCGGAGGAGGCACGUCAAAUGGCCGCUGUUCUCUUGCGUCGUCUCUUCACAUCCGAAUUUCUGGAAUUCUACAAAGAGCUGCCUGUGGACUCGCAGAAUCAGCUGUUGCAGCAAAUUCUGAUGGCCGUGCAACAGGAUGUGACGCCACAGUUGCGUCGCAAGAUUUGCGAAGUCAUUGCCGAGGUGGCACGCAAUCUCAUCGACGAGGAUGGCAACAAUCAGUGGCCCGACAUUUUGCAAUUUCUGUUCCAAUGCGCCAACUCACCAACAUCACAGCUCCAGGAGUCGGCGCUGCGCAUCUUCACCAGUGUGCCAUCGAUCUUUGGCAACCAGGAGGCGCAAUACAUGGAUCUGAUCAAACAGAUGCUGGCCAAGAGCAUGGAGAAUGCCGGCGAUGCCGAGGUACGCGUCCAGGCUGUUCGUGCCAUUUGCGCAUUCAUUCUGUAUCACGACAAGGAAAAGGAGCUGUCGGUGUACAAGCAUUUUGGUGAUUUGUUGCCACGCAUGCUCGCAAUCACUGGCGAAACCAUCGAGGCUCAGGAUGAUCAGAGUCUGCUCAAGCUGCUCAUCGAGAUGACCGAGAACUGCCCCAAGUUUUUGCGUCCACAGCUGGAGAACAUUUUCGACAUGUGCAUGAAAGUGUUCAGCUCGCAGGACUUUGAGGAUAGCUGGCGUCACUUGGUGCUCGAGGUGAUGGUCUCGCUUUCCGAGAAUGCCUCCGCCAUGGUGCGUAAGCGUGCCGAGAAAUACAUCAUUGCACUGAUUCCAUUGGUGCUGCAAAUGAUGACGGAUCUGGAUGAGGAACCCGAUUGGGCCACCACCGAUAUUAUCAAUGAGGAUGAUCACAGCGAUAAUAAUGUGAUUGCCGAGUCAUCGUUAGAUCGUUUGGCCUGCGGCCUAGGUGGUAAAAUGGUUUUGCCCCAGGUGAUGGCCAGUUUGCCGGCGAUGUUGAAUCACACCGAUUGGAAGCAUCGUUUUGCCGCCUUGAUGGCCAUCUCGGCCAUCGGCGAGGGUUGCCACAAGCAAAUGGAGGGCAUCCUUGAUCAGGUGAUGUCCGGUGUGCUCAACUAUCUGCGUGAUCCCAAUCCACGUGUGCGUUAUGCCGCCUGCAAUGCCAUCGGCCAGAUGUCGACCGACUUUGCGCCCAACUUUGAGAAGAAGUUCCACGAGCAGGUUGUGCCCGGUUUGCUGCUCCUGCUGGAGGAUGAGGCAAAUCCACGUGUGCAGGCACACGCUGGCGCUGCGCUUGUGAAUUUCAGCGAGGAUUGUCCCAAGAACAUAUUGACACGCUAUCUGGACGCCAUCAUGGCCAAACUGGAGGCCAUUCUCAACUCCAAAUUCAAGGAACUGGUCGAAAAGGGCAACAAGUUGGUGCUCGAGCAAGUGGUCACCACCAUCGCCUCUGUCGCCGAUACAUGCGAACAUGAGUUCGUCGCCUACUACGACCGUUUGAUGCCUUGCCUUAAGUUCAUCAUUCAGAAUGCCAACUCUGAAGAUUUGCGCAUGCUGCGCGGCAAGACCAUUGAAUGUGUGAGCUUGAUUGGCUUGGCCGUCGGCCGUGAGAAGUUCAUUGGCGAUGCCGGCGAAGUGAUGGACAUGCUGUUGAAGACGCACUCCGAGGGUGAUCUGCCCGAUGAUGAUCCGCAGACAUCGUACUUGAUCACCGCCUGGGCACGCAUGUGCAAGAUUCUGGGCAAACAAUUCGAGCAGUAUUUGCCCCUCGUUAUGGGCCCGGUGAUGCGCACCGCUGCCAUGAAGCCAGAGGUGGCACUGCUCGACAACGAAGAGGUCGAGGACAUUGAGGGCGAUGUCGAAUGGUCGUUCAUUACGCUGGGCGAGCAACAGAACUUUGCCAUACGCACCGCUGGCAUGGAGGAUAAGGCUUCCGCUUGCGAAAUGCUCGUUUGCUAUGCGCGCGAGUUGAAGGAUGGCUUCGCCGAAUACGCCGAGGAGGUGGUGCGUCUAAUGGUGCCACUGCUGAAGUUCUACUUCCACGAUGGUGUGCGCUCCGCAGCCGCUGAAUCGUUGCCCUAUUUGUUGGAUUGCGCCAAGAUUAAGGGCCCACAGUAUCUGGAGGGCAUGUGGCUGUAUAUUUGCCCCGAAUUGAUCAAGGUGAUCAGCACUGAACCCGAGCCCGAUGUGCAAUCCGAGCUGUUGAAUUCAUUGGCCAAAUGCAUUGAGACCUUGGGCGCCAACUGCUUGAACGAGGCAUCCAUGAAGCAGGUGCUCGAGAUUGUCAACAAGUUUGUGACCGAUCACUUUGAACGCGCCGACAAGCGUUUGGCUGUCCGCACCGAGGAGGAUUACGACGAUGGCGUCGAGGAGGAGUUGGCCGAACAGGAUGAUACCGAUAUCUAUAUUCUGUCCAAGAUUGUGGACAUUAUUCAUGCGUUGUUCUUGACGAACAAGGCACAAUUCUUGCCUGCCUUUGAGCAGGUGGCACCACUGUUUGUCAAGCUGCUGGAUCCCAAUCGUCCAUUCGCCGAUCGCCAGUGGGGAUUGUGCGUAUUCGAUGAUCUGAUCGAAUUCUGUGGUCCCGCUGCUUUGCCGUAUCAGCAAAUCUUUGCGCCCGCUCUGCUGCAGUAUGUGGCCGACAAGUCGCCGGAAGUGCGUCAAGCAGCCACCUACGGCUGUGGUGUCCUGGGACAAUUUGGUGGCGAUCAAUUUGCCCACACAUGCGCUCAGUUCAUUCCACUGCUCGUCCAGGUCAUCAACGAUCCCAAGGCCCGCGAGGUGGAGAACAUCAAUGCCACCGAGAACGCGAUCUCAGCGUUUUCGAAAAUAUUGAAAUACAACAAGUCGGCAUUGACCAAUGUGGAUGAGUUGAUAGGCGCCUGGUUCACGUGGCUGCCAACAUCGGAGGAUACCGAGGAGGCCGUGCACAUCUAUGGUUACCUCUGCGAUCUGAUUGAGGGCAACCAUCCGGUUAUACUGGGCGCCAACAAUUGUAAUCUGCCUCGCAUUGUCUCCAUCAUUGCUGACACCUUCUGCACCGAUUUGGUCGAAGCCAAGACACCGACAGGAACCCGCAUGCUCACCAUUGUCAAGCAGAUUGAAUCCAAUCCCGAUGUCAUGCAGGCUUGUGCCAGCACCUUGAGUCCCGAGCAGCAGCAGGCACUGCAGGAAGCCUAUCGGGAAUUGGCCACAGCAGCGGCGUCAACCUAAACUGGGUGGGAGAGCAGCGAACGCCAGUUCACACGCCUAAAUCCCUAAUUCUCCUCUAAAGCAGCGCUUCAGGCACGCAUCGAGAAAAGAAAACAAAAAAAAACAAUUCUAGGAUUUAUAUAUACAUAUAUAUACUUAACUUUGCAAAGAUUAUGGAAAA
This is a messenger RNA of Drosophila nasuta, 3813 nucleotides long. RefSeq names its product karyopherin beta 3 (gene Karybeta3). Bases 336 to 3653 code for a protein of 1105 amino acids. The record is from RefSeq and is a predicted model, not a curated record. Gene Ontology annotation, molecular function: protein binding. The transcript has 5 exons. NCBI's taxonomy places the organism in Eukaryota, Metazoa, Arthropoda, Insecta, Diptera, Drosophilidae. Gene Ontology annotation, biological process: protein import into nucleus.